Zasmidium cellare ATCC 36951 is the source of this 435-nucleotide messenger RNA. RefSeq lists its product as uncharacterized. The coding region runs from base 1 to 435 and encodes 144 amino acids. NCBI's taxonomy places the organism in Eukaryota, Fungi, Ascomycota, Dothideomycetes, Mycosphaerellales, Mycosphaerellaceae. The transcript has a single exon. The record is from RefSeq and is a predicted model, not a curated record.
AUGGCCACAGCAACCAAAGACGACCUCAAACAUUGGACACUGGAAAUCGUCAACAGCAUCAACACCCGCGACUUGCUCACACCCGUCAGUCGCUACGCAUCUCCAGACUACUCAUACGAGAACACCGAGGACGAUGGCUCGAUACUCAAAGUCAACGCUUCAGACAUGAUGCGUCUCCGCGACAUGUACUUCAAGAAUUUGAGCCCGGACGUCUUCGCCGAUGUCAAAAGCACGGAGGUGCAUAUUGAUUGGCAUUUGCGCUCCGCGACGGUGUGGGUUGGGCUUGUUGUGCACAACGAUGCCAGAGGAGUGUUGAGGGAGAGGAUGAAUAUCUUCUAUUGGAGGUUGGAGAAGGGGGCCGAUGGCAGGGAGAAGUGGGUUUGGUGGAAGGAGCAUACUUCUGCUGGCUUUGCACCGCAAGCCGAUGCUGGGUAG